GGCAACAUUUGAUGGCAAUAUCCAAGCGUCAGUUCUGAUAAGGUGGACACUAUCAAUAGUGCUUGCCGAACCCAUCGCUUGAACUCUACUUCUAAGUGAUUGUUGGCAGAGUGUCAAAGCUUGGCGUGAUAAUUGUUCUCUCUCGGAGUCACUUGCAGAAAAUCUAUCAACUCUUAAACAUGGCUAUGAAAUAUAAUAUAGUUGUAUGUAUGAUCGUGAUACUACUGUAUCUGCAUGUCUGUUCUGCACUUUCUAUCAGAAGACCGUGGCGUUGUCGUGGCGUAUCGAAGAGAAAAUUGAUAAUAGACACAGAUGCUGGCGGAGACGAUGCUUUAGCAUUAAUGCUGGCACUUCUGUACGAAAUCAAGACCUGCGAUAUCGAAAUUUUAGCUAUAACUUGCACAUAUGGUAACGCGUACUUGGAAGAUGUGAUACAAAACGUGUUGAAAACUUUAACUGUUGCUGACAGAAAUGAUGUACCAGUAUACAUCGGGUCUGUAAAACCACUAAUAAACACGUAUAAAUUUGACAAUUAUUUCGGCGAAGACGGGUUUGGAGACUUUAAUUUCACUGAACGAAUAACUGCGAAAGUGGAUAAGACCAAACCUGCUCCUAUGGUACUCGCAGACCUAGUGAAAAAAUAUCCGAAUCAAAUAACUAUAGUCGUUCUUGGACCUUUGACAAAUAUUGCUGUAGCAAAUAUGCUACACCCUCGUUUCAUAGAUAACAUAAAAAAACUUAUUAUAAUGGGAUCAAACAUCGAACCGGACUCUAAAAUCGAAUUCAAUUUUGAACAAGAUCCAGAAAGUAAUUGGAUAGUAUUAAAUAACACUAAUAAAAUCCACACUGUAUUUCCAAUAGAUACAGUAACUAGUCAUAGUAUUGCAAAGGAGGAACGUGGAGAAAUCUUUAAUAAGAUAAAAAAUUCGUUCGCGAACUUUUUAUCUUUAGCUGAGAGAGUACCUUUAGAAAAAACAGAACUUUGGGGACCAGCGGAUGGCAUGACUAUGGCAAUUGCAUUAAAACCAGAAAUAGUUUCGGAAACGUUUAAAACUAAUUUAGAACCGGUACUUAUUGGAAAUCGGGGUGAAGUUGUAGUAGAUCCCAACAAUACCGUACACAAUGCAGAAAUUAUUCAAAGUAUCAAUGUAACUGCAUUUAAAGACUUAAUAAUUGAAUGUCUUUCUUAAUGAUGGAUUCGAAUUGUAUCACGAGCUUGCUAUGGAAUUAUUUUUUAGUAAUGCAUUAAUAUGCUUAGUAUAAUUAGUAUGCUUAGUAUGUUUAACCCUUUACAUUCGGAGUCAUCUUUGCUAGAUUUACAAUGUCCCUUCUGAGAAGACAUGCAAGCGCAAAGGGUUAAUAUGCAUUGUUGAAACACACGGAGUAUUACAUAUAAAUACAAAAGAUACUUACAUUAAAAAAGUUGGUGCUUUUUCUAUCUGCAAAAAGUCCUUGAAAGGUUUGUCCAGGGAAGAACUGACAAUUGUAUGUUCCUAGUAAAAGAUCCUUGCAUCUCGCAAUAUUCUUCGACUUUUUGUUAUUAAAAAAGAAGUGUGCCAAUCUAUAGAACGACUUGUGAUGUUCCGUGAAUCUCAAUAUACACUGUUCCAGACCAGCCAAACAAUAUGCGAUUAAUGUUAUUACUUCCUCUUCCGGCAUUUGUUCCUCUGAAAUACACAAAUUCCGAAUGACAAUCUAUAUAAUACUCCAUGAGAUAUACUGUAACUUCCCGCUGUAAUAAUUAAAAUAAAGGAAUUGCAAUCAUAA
Odontomachus brunneus is the source of this 1767-nucleotide messenger RNA. Its product is annotated as probable uridine nucleosidase 2. Gene Ontology annotation, molecular function: hydrolase activity, hydrolyzing N-glycosyl compounds. The record is from RefSeq and is a predicted model, not a curated record. Bases 180 to 1190 code for a protein of 336 amino acids. The transcript has 7 exons. Lineage: Eukaryota; Metazoa; Arthropoda; Insecta; Hymenoptera; Formicidae.